AUGGAAGAGCAGUCGCCCGGUUUAACGGGCGAGGAUCGGUCAGUUGUAGACGUGUUGGUAGAGUACGCAGCCCCUCGCUACCUGUCGCUGGCUCUCGACGGGUACUCGCUGCUGCUACUAGACUUUGUGCACGCCUCCACUGUCGUGCUCAACUCUUCCGACAUGGGCGCUUCGUGUCCGCGCACGGCGGCCGUGACGUUUCUCGGUUCGCUAUUAUCGCUGCCCGACGGACUGAUGAGCGCGCCCAUGCUCCAGCCAUAUCCACACCAAUACAACACCGUGUCCUGUCCAGAUCUGAAGGAGCAUGUUCUAAACAUCGUAGUUCGCGUGUGCCGUCGCGAGGGCGCGGCGGCGGCGCGAUGUGCGGGCGCAUGCGCUCUCACGGCCCACGUGUGCCAUCUGUUGGCUGCGCGCACGUACUGCGAGCGGCUGCCGGCGUAUGUCACGUGUCUGCUGCAGAUGCUCAUGAUGAAAAACAAAAAUAUUGCGAAAGUCGUCAGCGACUGCAUAUUGGUGCUAGCCGAUUACACCGAUCGAAUAGUGGAACAAUAUCCUGACUUAGCUGGUAAAAUAAUAAGGUGGAUAUGCGCGUGCCUAGCGCAGCUAUCAGGCAGUAGUACGCGCGAGGGCGCCCGGCCUCUGGCGGGCUCGUUACUGCUUUGCUUGGCGGAGUUCGCGGUGCGCUGCGGCCCGGCGCGCCUCAUGCAAGAGCAGGAGGGCGGGCAGACGCUGCUGCUGAUUAUAUUUAAGGUGCUAUAUGCUGUAAUGAAAGGAACUAAUGGAUCUGAAAUAGAAGGACUGUCUUUGCCUGUAGAUGAAGAUUUUGACCCAAAUAUACAAUUGGACAAUUUGGGACCCAAGACGGCACCGGCAUCUACGAUCGAUGUCAAACUUUGGGCUCAAACGAUAUGCACGCAGCUAGUGGUGUUCCUGGGCCACUGGCCGCUGUGGAGCGGCUGCCAGCUGUCGUCGAGCGUGUGCGAGCAGCACGACAGCCCGGCGCUGGGUGGCGAGCUGGGCCCGGCCGUGCUGGGCGCGCCGCACGUGCUGCUCAUGCGGCUCAGCGACGCGACCCUCGCCUCCUUCGUGGAGCUGCCGGCGCUCGACCUGCCCGCCGGCGCCGCCGCCACCACGCCGGGGUUAUCGACCUCAGACCGUCAAGUGCGAGUGUUGCUGCGCGACAUAGCCGGCAAAGCGUGUUGGGACGCGUCGGCUUUAUAUUACGACCCUUCAUCCACCGCCUCCGAACCGAUCGAAUUGCUGCCUUUGCCAGACAGUGUGGACAGUCCAAGGGAUACAACAUUAUCGUCUCUACCGCCUCCAUUACCUCCGGAUUUGUUACCCGAUUACAUAAACUCACCGCCUGAUAAACAUCAGUUAGACCACGUUCUCGCAUACAUCGGCCACACCUCCCCCGAAGUGGUGGGCGAGAGGCGGCUGGACAGCGCGGGCGCGUCGCCCUUGCCCCCGGGAGCCGAAGACGAGCUCGUAGCCGCUCUGGUGGCGCACAGAAAUGCCGAGCGGCAAUAUCUCGCUAACAAGGACAAUUGGUCAGAGCCGGAACCCGACGGGCAGUGGGGAGGAGGCGCGCCGCGUGCUUUCGGGCAGGGCCGGCGCCUGCUAACGCAGCUGGGGGCCCUGGCGCCGGCGCGACGCCCUCACGCGCAGCUGUUACGCCGCUCCGACCGAUUGCUGCGCGACGCUCGUAACUUAGACGCACAUAGAUGCCGCGAGACGCAUAAAGUAGCGGUGAUAUACGUCGCCAAAGGCCAAGAAACGCGCAACGAGAUCCUCUCGAAUCGCUGUGGCAGUCCGGCCUACGAAGCUUUCCUGGCUGCUCUGGCCUGGGAGGUGGAGCUAGAGAGUCACGUGGGCUUCACGGGGGGGUUGCGGGGAGGCGGCGGCGGCGGCGUGAGCGCGCCCUACAUCGCCACGCUCACGCUGGAGGCGCUGUUCCACGUCAGCACGCGCAUGCCGGCCGACUCGCCCGACGCUAUGCUCAACAAGACUCGUCACCUUGGCAACGACGAGGUGCACGUGGUGUGGAGCGAGCACUGGCGGCCGUACAAGCGCGACACGCUGCCCACGCAGUUCUGCGACGUGCUCGUCGCGCUCUACCCGCUGCCCGGCGGCCUGCUGCGCUGCACCGUCGCCAGGAAGCCCGACGUGAACGUCUUCGGCCCUCUAUGGGAAGAGUGCAUAAUUCGCGUGGGUUGCGCAGCGGCCUUAGUCCGCGGCGCGGCUUUCAGCGGCGGGCGCGCGGUUCGAGCCACCAUGCCGUUGUACCAGCACGCGUAUGCCGAGCGCGCGCGAAGCCUGGACGCGCUGGUGGCGCAGCACACGCUGCCGGCCACCUUCGAGCGGUUCGUGGAGCGCGUGCGCGAGCCCGUCCCGCCUGACCAGCCCGCGCCCGCCACAGACGCCGCAGAACAAGGAAGCGGUCGACUGGCGGCUGCGCUGCUAGACCACGGCGCGAGCGCAUGGGGAGCCGCGGCGACUGACGCGCACACCGUGUCCCCGCGGCCCGCUAAGCGCCUGGGCGCGCUCGGACCCUUCAAGCGGCCGCUCGCGCAACACUCCGCGCCCGCCACCGCGCCCGCCACCGCGCCGCCCGCCGCGCCGCGCCGCAACCGGUGAGCCGGCCCCGCCCCCGACCCGAAUCGACCGAAUGUCAGCCGAUACGCCCCGAUCGAUGGCCGACUUUAAUUACGGCCUCGCUUGCCUCAGCUUAAACCAGUGUUUUUCAACCUGGGGGUCGCCAAGCCUCUAUAGGGGGGUCGCCAGGCCUCUAUGGUCGCGAGAGGUCGUAAAAACUACCUC
Ostrinia furnacalis (Asian corn borer) is the source of this 2820-nucleotide messenger RNA. RefSeq names its product probable Rho GTPase-activating protein CG5521. The record is from RefSeq and is a predicted model, not a curated record. Bases 1 to 2637 code for a protein of 878 amino acids. Gene Ontology annotation, cellular component: cytoplasm; nucleus. Gene Ontology annotation, biological process: regulation of small GTPase mediated signal transduction; positive regulation of GTPase activity. Gene Ontology annotation, molecular function: GTPase activator activity. The transcript is spliced from 17 exons. NCBI's taxonomy places the organism in Eukaryota, Metazoa, Arthropoda, Insecta, Lepidoptera, Crambidae.